Messenger RNA from Andrographis paniculata, 1556 nucleotides. RefSeq names its product MLO-like protein 13. Bases 4 to 1425 code for a protein of 473 amino acids. Gene Ontology annotation, cellular component: membrane. The record is from RefSeq and is a predicted model, not a curated record. Gene Ontology annotation, biological process: defense response. The transcript has 14 exons. Lineage: Eukaryota; Viridiplantae; Streptophyta; Magnoliopsida; Lamiales; Acanthaceae.
AGCAUGGCGGGGGGUAAGUCGGAGCGCUCGUUCGAGUACACGCCGACAUGGGUUGUGGCUGUUGUCUGCUUUGUCAUUGUAUUCAUCUCGGUCUUGGCCGAGCGUGCACUUCACCGCCUCGGAAAGUUGUUCAAGAAAAAGGAGCGAGCAUUGUUCGAGGCGCUACAGAAAGUAAAGGAAGAGCUGAUGCUUUUGGGAUUUAUCUCCCUUCUCUUGACGGUCUUUCAAGGUUUGAUAAGUAGCUUUUGCAUCCCAGAAAAUAUGGUGAACAUCAUGCUCCCGUGCAAGUUGGAAAAUCCCGAGCAUUCAACUCCCAAGCAUCAAAGAAGGCUUCUAGCUGAGGCAGCAGAUUCGAAUAAGUGUGCUUCGGGAUACACUCAGUUUCUAUCGCUCGAAGCGUUGCAUCAGUUGCAUAUAUUCAUAUUUGUUCUGGCUGUCGUGUACGUGAUCUUUUGCGCCUCGACUAUGGUUCUUGGAGGAUUCAAGAUUGGUCGAUGGGCUCAUUGGGAGCGCUCGAUUAGAAAUGAAGCAUCAAGACACCAUAGGGCCUUUGUUCCUCAUAUCGACCUUCUAAACUUCAUGUCGCGAACGGGCAACUACUGGAGAAGAUUUUCAGUUGUCAGUUGGACGGUGGCGUUCUUUAAGCAGUUUUAUGGUUCGGUGACUAGAGCAGACUACACGGCGCUUCGUGCUGCAUUCAUUCAAGAACACUGUCCAGGAAAUCGGGAUUUUGAUUUCCACAAAUACAUGCGAAGAACAUUGGAGCAAGACUUCAAGAAAAUAAUCGGAAUUAGCUGGUACUUAUGGUUGUUUGUCGUGAUGUUUUUGCUGUUAAACAUAGCUGGGUGGCACGCGUACUUCUGGCUAUCAUUUUUGCCUCUAGUACUGCUACUAAUUGUUGGAACGAAAUUGGAGCACAUAAUCACCGAACUCGCGCUAGAUGCCGAGAAAAGAGACAAUGACGCUGAAGGAACGCCACCGAUUACCUUGUCCAAUGAACGAUUUUGGUUCAGUCGACCGGCUCUCAUCUUGUACUUAAUCCAUUUUAUUCUGUUCCAAAACUCGUUCGAGAUCGCCUUCUUCUUCUGGAUUUGGAGCACUUAUGGCUUCAACUCAUGCAUCAUGGAGGGCUUGCAUUUUCUUAUUCCAAGACUUGUAGUCGGGGUCAUCGUGCAAGUACUUUGCAGCUAUAGUACCCUACCAUUGUACGCUUUAGUAACACAAAUGGGAAGCAUGUUCAAGCAAACUCUGUUCGACGAGUUUUCGCAAGGCCUCAUCUUAGAUUGGGUUAAAGCCACGAGAUCCCGAUCGACCCAUGCAUCAAUCACGGAACCAACAACUCCGGACAACGGUUUGGCUGUCCGGCCGACAGAUGAUGGUGUAAAUACAAUCGAACUUUGUCGUGGGCGGACAUCCUCCUCUUGAAAAAAGCAUCAUUCUUCGGAGAUAAGACAACAUAGCCGUAUUCAUUCUCUUAAAUGUAGAGUGAAUGUGAAGUAGGAAAAUUAUAUGAUAAACAAGAUAAUCUUUCCUAUUAUAAAUUGAUAAGUUUGUUU